Bipolaris victoriae FI3 is the source of this 411-nucleotide messenger RNA. RefSeq lists its product as hypothetical. The transcript has 2 exons. The record is from RefSeq and is a predicted model, not a curated record. NCBI's taxonomy places the organism in Eukaryota, Fungi, Ascomycota, Dothideomycetes, Pleosporales, Pleosporaceae. The coding region runs from base 1 to 411 and encodes 136 amino acids.
AUGGCCCCCGGUCCCAAGCGCCGGCCAUGGGUGGCUUUGCAACAUUAUAUAUACCAAUCCAUCCAUGGCCAUGCUGAGCAUCAGUUGGGAAAAAAAACGGGGGUGGCGCUGGCGGGUCAGGGAUUGGCACUGCACAGCGCUCCCACUGGCUUGGCCUCAUACUGCGCCGGGCCACCACCCAUCCAUCCAGCAACAGCCUGCAAGUAUACCAUCUACCCAACUCUCUCUCUCCCCUUUCCACACCCCCCCCUUCCCCUCCUCCUCGCAACUUGGCUUGGCCUGUCCGCGAUCGCUGCACGCGACUCAAGGGCACGCUACACACGUCCACCCUGGCACACGCCUUUGCACAUUCACCUUGGCCCCCGCCACACUGCAUCAGCCCUCUCGUCUGCACUAGCCCUAGCAAUGUGA